CUGAUUGGCUCGCAGGCUUGUGACGUCACUGCGAAGCGCCGGUUCUGCAGUUUGUAAAGUUUGGCGUGUCGCCCUCGGACCGAUGGACAGAAGCGAGCGUGUGUCUCGCUGAACGACGGGAGAACAGAUGGAUGACAUCAAUGUACUACACCACAGAUGCCUCCUGAAUCUAAGGCGUCGAAUCAGAGAUAUUGGGGAUGGGCGCCCCGCGCAGGAACGAUACAUGAGGCUGCAGAAAGAUGGAGACAUGCUCAGUUACCAAGGGAACUCUGAAGAAGUGGGUUGCUAUGUGGCUGGCCAUCCUCUGUCAAAGGGAAACUGUUACUUUGAGGUGACGAUAGUGGACACUGGGGUGAGGGGAACCAUUGCUGUGGGCCUGGUGCCUAAAUUCUACAGGCUGGACCACCAGCCUGGCUGGCUGCCAUACUCUGUAGCUUACCACGCUGACAACGGCAAACUGUACAAUGGAAACCCUGUGGGGCAGCAGUUUGGACCAAAGUGUGCUCGAGGUGACCGCAUUGGCUGUGGAAUACACUCCGAAAAUACAGAAGCAGAUUUUUCAACAGUCUUUUUCACCAAAAAUGGCAAAGAGGUGGGUUCAGUGGAUGUUCCUGUGUUGGCUGAGGGGCUGUUCCCCGCUGUAGGGAUGCACUCCAUGGGGGAGGAGGUGAAGGUUGACCUGCAGGCUGAGUGGUUCCUGGAGGAGGAUGAGAGUAUGAUGAUGGUUGACAGCCAUGAGGAUGACUGGGGUCGGCUUUACGACGUCAGGGUGAGCGGAACGCUCUUGGAGUAUGUUGGCAAAGGAAAGAGCAUCAUGGACGUGGGUUUGGCCCAGGCCCGUCAGCCUCUGACCACCCGCUGCCACUAUUACGAAGUGGAGAUCGUUGAUGCCGGGGAGAAGUGCUACAUUGCUCUGGGUUUGGCAAGAAGGGACUACCCCAGGAACAGACACCCGGGCUGGAGCAGAGGGUCGGUGGCCUACCAUGCAGAUGCAAACAUCACAGGGCCCCGCCUCAGCUGGAUGCUGAGGUGCCUCGCACAAACAGAGAUCAAGGAGGCUUGCAGGCAGAUGAAACGGACAGAACGCAGAUAA
Molecule: messenger RNA, 1093 nt
Organism: Paralichthys olivaceus (Japanese flounder)
Lineage: Eukaryota; Metazoa; Chordata; Actinopteri; Pleuronectiformes; Paralichthyidae
Source: RefSeq, a predicted model, not a curated record